Molecule: messenger RNA, 2229 nt
Organism: Vespula vulgaris
Lineage: Eukaryota; Metazoa; Arthropoda; Insecta; Hymenoptera; Vespidae
Product: muscarinic acetylcholine receptor M4
Exons: 5
Coding region: 290-2038 (582 amino acids)
Biological process (GO): G protein-coupled receptor signaling pathway
Cellular component (GO): membrane
Molecular function (GO): G protein-coupled receptor activity
Source: RefSeq, a predicted model, not a curated record
CUCAUGGAAUUCGCCGGAAUGAUUUCGAUCGCAUUUUAACUUUGUCUCAAAUUCGUUUCUCUUGAUAGGAAAAUCAAUUCAUAGUCUUAUGCUCCUGAAAUAUAAAAUUAAAAGACACGUGUGAAGCGUUGGACGUUAUCGAUAUCACGUCGCCGUUACCGAUACUCGAUGUCAAUAUGAAAAGUGAAAAGAGAAAGAAGAAAUUUAAGGCAUCAUUCAUUUUAAUAAGGAUUCGAAAGCGUCAACAAACAAUAUUUGACAAUGUUCAUACGAUUAUGGAAUACUGUCGAUGAUUAAUUUUGACAAACGAAGUCAAGCUCAUGAAAUAGAAUCUUAUUGCAUCAAGAUGCUGGAAUAUUGGAUGGCAAGCAACAAAAGUGACCUGAACGGGAGCAAUGUAACGAUCGAACAGGUCCUAGAAGAUCCAGGAUCAGUGGUUCUUUUCAUUGGUUAUCCACCGUGGCUUUUGUACUUUGCCGCUGGCUGUUGUAUUCUCUUUAUGCUCAUUGGCAUUCCAGGGAAUCUUAUCACCGUGGCUGCUCUCUUUCGUACCAAGAAGUUGAAGAACGCCACUGCGAUAUUCAUAAUGAAUUUAUCAUUUUCGGAUCUGCUGUUUUGUUGUUUCAAUCUACCACUCGCCACAUCGACUUUCUGGCAUGGAUAUUGGUUGCAUGGAGCACUGCUGUGUCGUCUAUUCCCACUGCUGAGAUACGGCCUCGUCGCUGUCAGUCUUUUUACCGUUCUAUCGAUCGCGAUUAAUCGUUACGUCAUGAUCGGACAUCCCAGGCUCUAUCCAAAACUUUACAAAUCGAAAUACUUGAUACCAAUGGUUUUGGCAACAUGGAUCCUCGGUUUCGGUUCUUUGAUCGUCACGUGGUUCGGUCACUGGGGUCGUUUUGGCUUAGAUCCUGCAAUAGGUUCGUGUUCGAUUCUUCCGGAUGUGCAUGGUCGAAAUCCGAAGGAGUUCCUUUUCGUAUUAGCAUUCUUGACUCCCUGCGUUGCAAUCGUAGUAUGUUACGCGAGAAUCUUUUACAUCGUCCGUAAGACAGCAUCGAAAAGUGGUAGACAAGAUAAAGUUUCUACCACGAUCGAUAUCGGCGACAGAAACCGCGAGCAACGAUCGGUCACACCGAGAUAUCAGGAGGAAGAAUUGUCCAUGCUUGGUUCGAGUUGCGUCGCGGCCGGACUUUGCGUUUCAUUUCCUUCUCGUCAAACGAAGGAAGAACAGACUUCGCGAAUUUUUAGCGGACAGACUUUCGAGGAAUCAUCUCUGGGAAAUCCACCCUCGUCCGAAGAGGACUCAUCGAGAAAUGAAGAAAACGAUUUGCAAGAGGUGAAUUCAAUAGUUCACGAACCUUCUGUACAGGAUAAGGACAGAUUAGCGUAUAAAGGCAUCGAGGACAUACCGUUCGCCGACGAUCGCGACGCAGACAUCGGCGAUACGAACAUAUUUCUGAGCACUGAUCCCAGAAAGUUCAAGGACUUUACUGAAAAACCAACUUUGAAUGCUAAGAAAAGACUCGAAAGAAUGGCAAGCCGUGCUUCUUUCGUGGUCGAGUCAACUCUUUGGAUCCAAAGAAUCACAGGAUCCGGGACGCGAUUGGAACGUUCCGAAACGUUCGCUAGUUCAAAAUCGAGUAACUCCGAUCGUCGUAUGAAAACAAAAGCUAAGGUAUUUCGACGAGAGUCGAAAUUCAAGAGCCUUGGUAGGUUUCGAAAUAUGGACAGUGGGCCAAGGAUGUCAAGGAAAGAUAAAAAACUUUUAAAGAUGAUACUUGUUAUCUUUUCAUCGUUUCUAAUCUGUUAUUUACCGAUUACCAUCACAAAACUUUUUAAAGAGGCCGACGAUUGGAGGGGCCUCAAUAUCGCUGGGUAUAUUCUUAUUUAUUUGACAACGUGCGUCAAUCCUGUCGUUUACGUUGUUAUGAGCUCCGAAUAUAGAAGUGCAUAUAAAAAUAUGUUACUCUGUAGGAACGAGUCUGUCUCUUCGGCAAAGAUGAAAAUUUCGCAUAGGAUUGUCAGAAAACAUUCUACGUGAACUUUAUGAAUUUAAUGAAAUUUACUUGAAGUGUAUGUGUGUGUGUCUGUAGUUGUGCAGUAUGACUCACGUUCGAAAACUCCUUGAAGUGCGAAGAGGUGUUAUAGUUUUACCACGAGUGUACCUUAAAUAAUUCGAUAAAAGAACUUACAGUGCGAAAUUAGAAGUAAAUACAAUUUAGUAAAAAAUAA